UUGGCUGUAUGUGUGCGCGGAGGUUUUGUCGUCAACAGACUCAUUAAACUACCCACUUCUCGGUACAUAGAAACCCUGCUCCACUUUGUCAAACAACCAGUCCGCUGCUCAAAGCAACCAGUAGGCAGGAUGAAGGUGAGAUGGACCAUGCUGGGCAUGGUUGUCUUCUUCCUGCUCUCAUUGGUCAUGACCUUUUGUUUCAUAUGGCAGUAUAGGAUGCCAAAGCUGAAGACAGAAGUGGUUGUAGAACAAGCCAUAGAAGAAGAGAUGUGCCCUCUCUUCCCGGAGCCUGUGCCCCUCAGACACCCCAUCCCAUCGCUGAGGGAGGCCUUAGAAAAGAUAGAUCUACUCCUGAGGGCCAGCGUUCACCCCACCAAGUUGCCAGCUAUUUCAGCCAUCGUGGUUUUAAAUGACUCUGUUCUGUGGAAUGGAAACUUUGGUCAGACGAACAGAAGUGAUCCCUCCUCUCCUGCACCCAAUGAGUUCACCGUGUACAGAAUAGCGAGCCUCUCUAAGAUCUUCCCCACACUGAUGCUGUACAAGCUGUGGGAGGACGGCCUGGUGGGCUCUCUGGACGACCCAGUGGAGAAGUAUGCUCAAAACUUCAGCAUCAAGGACCCUCUGUGGAGUGGUGGGGGGCCAGCGUCAACCUCAGUUAGGACCCUUGGCAUCAACUCUCCUGCACUCACCCUGCGCAGGAUGGCCAGUCAGCUCUCUG
Molecule: messenger RNA, 718 nt
Organism: Gymnodraco acuticeps
Lineage: Eukaryota; Metazoa; Chordata; Actinopteri; Perciformes; Bathydraconidae
Product: putative beta-lactamase-like 1
Exons: 5
Source: RefSeq, a predicted model, not a curated record